This is a messenger RNA of Nomascus leucogenys (northern white-cheeked gibbon), 4949 nucleotides long. It is a transcript of the gene NFIA, whose product is annotated as nuclear factor I A. Gene Ontology annotation, molecular function: RNA polymerase II cis-regulatory region sequence-specific DNA binding; DNA-binding transcription factor activity, RNA polymerase II-specific. Gene Ontology annotation, biological process: regulation of transcription by RNA polymerase II. Lineage: Eukaryota; Metazoa; Chordata; Mammalia; Primates; Hylobatidae. The record is from RefSeq and is a predicted model, not a curated record. Gene Ontology annotation, cellular component: nucleus.
GAGAGCGAGCAAGGAGCGAGCCACGGAGAGAGCCGGGAAGCGAGCGAGCCAGCCUGCGAGCGGCCGCGGAGGCUCGGGACCGGGCUGGCCGCGCUGCGCCGCAACCGCCCCCUCCCCCACACCCCCUCCCCCCCGCGGCGGCGGCGCGAGCGGGCGGCGGCUGUGCGGUGCGGUGCAGAGCGGAGGCGGAGGCGGGCGCGCGGGCAGCUCGCGGGCACCCGGCCGGGCCGGCGCGGGAGCGGGAAAGGGUGCGCUAUGCCUUUAACGCCCGCGUACAGUAGGCAUGUAUAGUGGAGUGUAGGGAAACUCUAGGCGGGGUUAAAGUUCAGCUCAUGGAGCGGCAAUAGCGCUGGCUGGCUGCAGUUGAGCCGACUUGGAAAUGUGAACGCAAGAAGCAGGCUUGAUUUUUUUUUCUCCCCCCUUCUCUCUCUCUCUCUCUCUCUCUCUCCCUCUCUCCCUCUUUCUCUUCUCUCACCCACACUCACGCACACCUCCAAACCGCACACCCAGACGCACACGCAUACCCCAGCGCCCGGCAGUUAUGUAUUCUCCGCUCUGUCUCACCCAGGAUGAAUUUCAUCCUUUCAUCGAAGCACUUCUGCCCCACGUCCGAGCCUUUGCCUACACAUGGUUCAACCUGCAGGCCCGAAAACGAAAAUACUUCAAAAAACAUGAAAAGCGUAUGUCAAAAGAAGAAGAGAGAGCCGUGAAGGAUGAAUUGCUAAGUGAAAAACCAGAGGUCAAGCAGAAGUGGGCAUCUCGACUUCUGGCAAAGUUACGGAAAGAUAUCCGACCCGAAUAUCGAGAGGAUUUUGUUCUUACAGUUACAGGGAAAAAACCUCCAUGUUGUGUUCUUUCCAACCCAGACCAGAAAGGCAAGAUGCGAAGAAUUGACUGCCUCCGCCAGGCAGAUAAAGUCUGGAGGUUGGACCUUGUUAUGGUGAUUUUGUUUAAAGGUAUUCCGCUGGAAAGUACUGAUGGCGAGCGCCUUGUAAAGUCCCCACAAUGCUCUAAUCCAGGGCUCUGUGUCCAACCCCAUCACAUAGGGGUUUCUGUUAAGGAACUCGAUUUAUAUUUGGCAUACUUUGUGCAUGCAGCAGAUUCAAGUCAAUCUGAAAGUCCCAGCCAGCCAAGUGACGCUGACAUUAAGGACCAGCCAGAAAAUGGACAUUUGGGCUUCCAGGACAGUUUUGUCACAUCAGGUGUUUUUAGUGUCACUGAGCUAGUAAGAGUGUCACAGACACCAAUAGCUGCAGGAACUGGCCCAAAUUUUUCUCUCUCAGAUUUGGAAAGUUCUUCAUACUACAGCAUGAGUCCAGGAGCAAUGAGGAGGUCUUUACCCAGCACAUCCUCUACGAGCUCCACAAAGCGCCUCAAGUCUGUGGAGGAUGAAAUGGACAGUCCUGGUGAGGAGCCAUUUUAUACAGGCCAAGGGCGCUCCCCAGGCAGUGGCAGUCAGUCAAGUGGAUGGCAUGAAGUGGAGCCAGGAAUGCCAUCUCCAACCACACUGAAGAAGUCGGAGAAGUCUGGUUUCAGCAGCCCCUCCCCUUCACAGACCUCCUCCCUGGGAACGGCGUUCACACAGCAUCACCGACCUGUCAUUACAGGACCCAGAGCAAGUCCGCAUGCAACACCAUCGACUCUUCAUUUCCCGACAUCACCCAUUAUCCAGCAGCCUGGGCCUUACUUCUCACACCCAGCCAUCCGCUAUCACCCUCAGGAGACGCUGAAAGAAUUUGUCCAACUUGUCUGCCCUGAUGCUGGUCAGCAGGCUGGACAGGUGGGGUUCCUCAAUCCCAAUGGGAGCAGCCAAGGCAAGGUGCACAACCCAUUCCUUCCCACCCCAAUGUUGCCACCGCCACCGCCACCACCGAUGGCCAGGCCUGUGCCUCUGCCGGUGCCAGACACAAAGCCUCCGACCACGUCAACAGAAGGAGGUGCAGCCUCCCCCACGUCACCAACCUACUCGACACCCAGCACCUCCCCCGCAAACCGAUUCGUCAGUGUUGGACCACGGGAUCCAAGCUUUGUAAAUAUCCCUCAACAGACACAGUCCUGGUACCUGGGAUAAAAGUUGCAGCGUCCCACCAUCCACCAGACAGACCACCUGACCCCUUCUCAACUCUGUAACACGGACGCAACCUCAACCCAGCGCAGUUACAACUUCACUGUCAGUGGAAGGGGAGAAAAACCGAUUCAAAUCAACUUGUACAUGGAAACAGCAAGCAUUAUGGUCAAACAACAAAGGCCAUAACCUUUUGGGAUUUUUUUUUAAAAAAAUACUUUAGGGACUGUUGUAAUUUCUCAUAUGGUGCUGGAAAUGGUUGGGCUUUGUAACAUUUGAAGUGUUUCCAUGGUAGCGUGAGCAUUAGGUGACGUGGCUAGCAGAGGACUACCCUUGCUCACUGACUUCCUGUUGUAACACACUUUCCUUACGGAGCCUGGCUGUUUCACAGUAUUUCAUGAAUUUACCCACACAGGUGUGAUCCUCCUUGAGCAUUGAGGAGGCACAUGGAGAACUAAAUCUUUUGUAGUAGCUGAGAUCUGCAAUAUAUAACUUACGGGACAGUCAAAGGGCAAUGUUUUUCUGUAACAUAUUGGAAAAAGAAAAUGCAGUUAUAUUCCUUUUUUAUUUGUUCUUUUAGUUCGUUUUGGUUCAGCAGUCAGCAGUUAAGUAUAUAACAUGGCCCGCAAGGACAAUGAAUCCACUCACAUUGCAGAACAAUUCCGAAAAUGGCAAACUACUACUACUACUGUUCAGUUUUUUAAAAGUUUUGAAAUGCUGCACUUACAUUAAAAACAACAACAACAACAUUUUUUCAACAAUUUCAACAAUGACACAAAAAUUCACAUGGAAAUGGGGAAGAUGGUCUGUUUUGACAGAAACUGACAGGAAUCAAUGAAAACAAUCGAAUUUUGAAUUGAGUAAAGUGCAAUUUCAUUGGAUAGCUGAAUAUCUUUAUAAGAUAGAGAUUGUUGAAAAUUCUAUUUUUGUUUUUCAAGUCCUUUCACCCCAGGACUCUAAAUUAUUGGGGUAAAAAACAGCCUUGCAAGAAAAAGGGGAGCUAUUUUUGCUUUUUAUGUUUUUUAUUGUUAAACUUGUAUCCCUUUAAAAACUGAAGGAAAUUUAAAAAAAAAAAACAAAAAAACAAAUCUAAUGGUGCUUUUACCACAAUAUGUUAACUACAUUAAAUGCUAAUUAAUUAUUUUCUGUUAUCAAAGCACAUGACUAAAAUGAAAUCAUGGUAUCUGUUAAUUUUAUAAGCUAGAAGUCACUAUAAUGGAUUAUGCCAAUUCUAAAAAAUUUUACACCUAUCUGGCAUCAUAGGAUUUAUCAGUUAUCAGACACCUCAUUGUACCAGAGAUUGUCCAGAAGUUUUAAAGACCUUUGCAUCCCUGAACUGGGCUAUGGGAAAUAAUAAUAGUAAUAAUAAUAAUAAGAAUAAUAAACCAAUACUGACACAAAUGCUGGUGCCCAUUCAGAUCAAGGGUACUUGUUAGGGAAAAAAAAAAGUUUGCACCCCCAAAUGUCCUGUAUCUUAUGAAAAAAAAAAAACAAAAACAAAAACAAACAAAAAAAAAAACAAAAAACCACAGAAACAAAAACAAAAAAAAGUGCAAGUGAUUUUUCUACCAGACAGCGAAGCACCCCUUUGCUUCCCAUGCGACUUCAAGAAGGUUUCCUAUACUAUACAUAUAUAUACGUUCUGGUUGGCAAGCCUGCUGAUCAGAGAAAGUCUCUGCAUGUUCUAGUGUUAGUAACUAAUUUUUAUAUAGUUAAUGUAGGAUAAAGUAGAGUGCAUUAAGACACAAUAUUGUAAUCCCUACUCUAGGCACUUGCCUUUAAACUAUGUUUUUCAGCCCUUCAGAAGGGUUCUACUACUGUCCUAUACAAUCAAGUAACUGAAAUUCUUGGGAAGACACUUUGCUCCUCAUCUUUCCCCCCGAAACAAUGUUGUUUUGUUUUGUUUUUUUUCCUUAAUUUGCACGAAAACAAAAAUUCCAUAUCAAUGUGCCUUGCCCUGGAUAGCGAUUAUUUGUGGAAUUGUUGCACAUGCUCCUCUAUUGAAAGGGGUUUUUCCCUAGUCAAGCAUUUGGAGACACUUUUUGUAAAUGUGACUUUUAUGUCAGCCAUCGUCAGUUUCAACAUCUAGAACUAAAUAGAAAGCUAGUUGUUCCGCAGAUAGGAGUAGUCUUUAUUGUCCUGUACGGUCGGUGGCAGUGCUAUUCUGAGAUCUGUAGAUGCUUAGAAUAUCAGUAUUUUGGAUGUUGCUGCAUUUUACAAUUUAUUUGGAGUCUUCCUUUAUUUUCCCCCAGAUAUAUGAAAAUAUGCAAUACCUGCUUAUAUCAUGUAGAAAAGCUUAGCAAUUAUUAAUUUUUCUUUUAUUUUUUUUUUAUUUGACCAAAGUCGGUGCUGCACUUGACGCAGUGUGUUUUAGGUGUUUGUCUUUGUACUUUUUUGUGAUUUUUGAAUGCACGUGCGCAGGAAGGGCUCCUCUUAGAGAAGCAGUCAAACUGUGAAGCACUAAGCUGACCCUGCUUCAAGCAAUUUUGUUUUUACAACUGUUCCUUUCACAAGCAAGCCUUAAAAAAAAAAAAAAAGACAACUUCCUUUUUCUUCAGCUCCCACACCCCAUUUUUCUUAGCAGACUGCAGUCAAUCCACAUUCAAUAAAAAGUAUAUGAUGCCCAUUUUUAUAUGCACGUUUUUAAACUUCCAAGUUCUGAAAAUUGUUUACUGGUUAUCUCUAUUUAAGGAAAAAAAAAUAAAAUAAAACAUUUUGGAUUUUCAUAUGUGUCUGAUAAGUGGUUGAAUAGUCGUUUGGCGCUGUUGUAUGGUGUGAUUGUCAGUGUAUGGUGUCACUUCCUAUAGCCAGCCAGCAUACUUUGCCUUCCCCUAUAGCACUUAGCUGGGCAUUACUUUAUUAUGACAUAUGUGCACUAAAAAAU